Monoraphidium neglectum is the source of this 2088-nucleotide messenger RNA. Its product is annotated as cell division cycle 2-like protein. Gene Ontology annotation, molecular function: cyclin-dependent protein serine/threonine kinase activity; ATP binding. The record is from RefSeq and is a predicted model, not a curated record. Lineage: Eukaryota; Viridiplantae; Chlorophyta; Chlorophyceae; Sphaeropleales; Selenastraceae. Gene Ontology annotation, cellular component: nucleus. Gene Ontology annotation, biological process: protein phosphorylation; regulation of mitotic cell cycle. The transcript has 10 exons. The coding region runs from base 1 to 2088 and encodes 695 amino acids.
AUGGCAGACCGGUCACAGCAUCGCAGCGAGAGUCGCGGCAGGGACGAUCGUCGCAGCGACAGCCGGGGGCGCGAUUCGCGGGACGGCGGGGAGCGAGAGCGAGACCGCGACCGCGAGCGUGACCGCGGCGGCGGCGGCGGCAGCGGCGAGCGGGUGCGCCGGGACGCUCGAGACCGGGACGGCAGCCGCGACGGCGGCGUGCAGGACGGCAGGCGGGAGCGGGCGCCCGAGGGCGAGCGCGAGCGGGAGCGGCGGCGGCCGGCGGGGGGCGACGGCAGCAGCGCCGGCGGCGGCGGCGGCAGCGGCAGCGCGCAGCCGCGGCCGGCGUCGGCGGGCAAGCAGCUGACUCCGACCAAGCCCCCCGUGCCCGGGGGCGCGGCCGCCCGCAGCAGCGCCGGCGGCGGCGGCGCCGGCCCGGCCGCGCUGUUUGGCGGGGCGGGCGUGUCGAACCUCCUAAAAUCGGCGAUCGAAGACGCGCGCCGCCGCGCCGCGCGGCAGGACGGCGGCGGGAGCAGCCCAGAGGAGGGCGAAGCGGCGGACGGGGACGGCGGCGGCGGCGACGGCGCGCCCGGCGCCAAGCGGCGGCGGCACAGCCCCAUAACGUGGGCCUCCCCCAAGCGGCGGGCCGGGGAGAGUGCGCACGACGGCGCCAGGCCGCCGCGACGCCCACCCAGCACCGAGGGCCUGUCUCUGCGGGACCGAGUGGCAGCGGAGGCGGCGGAGUUCAGGCGGUUGCAGGGCGAGGCAGCGGCGGAUGAUGACGACGGCGGCGAGGUGCCCCUCAAGUCAUCCCCGUCGCUGGAUGACAUCGAGCAUGACUACGGCGGCGACGACGACGACGCGGCGGCGAGCCAGCCGCCGUCGACGCGGCGGGGGAACAGGGGCACGGACGAGCGGCGGCCGGCUGGGAGCGAGGAGGUGGCUGGGGACGGCGGUGGCGGCGGCGGCGGGAAGCGCAGCAGGUGGCUGAUAGAAGACGAGGAAGAGGGCGGGGGCGGCAAGGCGCGGCCGGGCGGUGGGGCCCAGGCAACGGGGCGGCGCGGCGGCGGGGCGGAGGAGGGGGAGGCGGCCGGGGACGACGAGGAUGAGAUCAUGCGGGAGCUCAACAGGCGCGAACGAGAGGAGCUUGAGCGCGGCGGCGGCGGCGGCGGCGGCGGCAACGCGAGCGGCGCCUCGACCCCCGGCAGCGAGACCCCCGGCCGCGCCGGCCCCGGCGCCCUCACGCCCGGCCGCGCCGGCAACGGCGACGCGGCGGCGCUGCUGGGCGGCGCGGGGGCGCCGAGCGAGAUCGAGCGGGAGCUGGAGGGGCGGCCGUUUGAGAAGAGCAUGCUGGAGGAGUGCCGCAGCGUGGAGGAGUAUGAGAAGCUCAACAGGAUCUCAGAGGGCACCUACGGCGUCGUCUUCCGCGCGCGCGAGAAGAAGACCGGCCACAUCUUUGCCCUCAAGAAGAUCAAGCUGGAGCGCUUCAACGACGGGUUCCCCCAGACGUCCAUACGCGAGAUCAACGUGCUGCUGUCGCUGCACCACCCCAACAUCGUCAACGUCACAGAGGUUGUGGUCGGUCCCGGGUCUGGCGUGUUCAUGGUGAUGGAGUUUGUUGAGCAUGACGUGAAGCAGCUGCUGGACCAGGAGCUGAAGAAAAACCCACUCAGCACCGCACAGGCCAAGUGCCUGAUGCAGCAGCUGCUGCGCGGCAUCGCGUACCUCCACGAGCACUGGGUGCUGCACCGCGACCUCAAAACGUCAAACCUGCUCUACGGCAACGACGGCACCCUCAAGAUCUGCGACUUUGGCCUCGCCCGCCAGUUCGGCUCCCCGUUGAGGCCGUACACGCCCAUGGUGGUGACCCUGUGGUACCGCUCCAUAGAAAAGCUGCUGGGGGAGGAGCGCUACUCGACGCCGCUGGACAUGUGGGCGGUGGGCUGCAUCAUGGCGGAGCUGCUGUCAGGGAAGCCGCUGUUCCAGGGUCAGGGCGAGAUGGACCAGAUCAAGCAGAUAUUUGCGAUGCUGGGGACGCCCAACUCUGAGGACUGGCCGGGCUGGGACCAGCUGCCCUACUUCAAGACCUUCAAGGGUGGUCCCCUCUAG